UAUGAUCCGAUUAGAAAACGAGGUUAGACAAACCCAGAUCGAGGACUAGUGGAGAAUAGGAUUCAUAUUGGUUAAAACGUACCGUUUAAAGAGAAGCAGUGUUUCAGUGGUUAGGUCUUCUCUGUGCUAAGCUGCACCCUACACACACUGCUUCUUCUUUAUUCUAAUCCCAUCCUCUCUCUCUCUCUCUCUCUACACUUUCAGACGCAUCUCCCAAUUACUUUCCAACCAUGACGGACUUCAAACAAGAACAGGAUAUGGAGAUUGAAGCAUUAGAAGCUAUACUUAUGGAGGACUUCAAAGAAAUACACUCUGGUGAAAGUGGCCUAAGUACUUCCAAUCGGUGCUUCCAAAUAAAGGUUGUUGCGCAGGAUGACGACGUAGAUGGGCCAAUAACUAAUCCAGCUCAACUGGCUUUGAUCUUUUCACACACAGAAAAAUAUCCCGAUGAACCUCCACUUUUAAAUUUGAAAAGUUUGCAAGGACUAUCAACCGAAGAUCUAAGGAUUUUGAAAGAAAAACUUCAACAAGAGGCAUCUGAAAAUCUUGGUAUGGCUAUGAUCUAUACACUUGUUACCUCAGCUAAAGAGUGGUUGGCUGACCGGUUUUGUGAAGAUUCUGCUGCUGAGAUUAUUGAAGCAGAAGAAGCAGCCAAAGAUGAUAUAGUGAUACCCCACGGGGAACCAGUUACUGUUGAAACAUUUUUGGCAUGGAGAGAGAGGUUUGAAGCUGAACUAGCAUUGGAACGUGCCAAGCUAAUGCCAGAGGCUGCGCUCGCAGCUCCCAAGGAAAAGAAGCUCUCUGGUAGACAGUGGUUUGAAAGUGGAAGAAAGGUGCAGCUGCGGUUGCGGAGGAAUCUGACGAGGAGGAUGAGGAAGAUAUUGAUUUUGAUGAAGAUGAUUUUGAAGAUGAUGAUGAAGAGGAUAUGCUUGAGCAUUAUCUGGCUGAAAAAACUGAUUCAUCCACACAUUCUUCGAGGAGAGCAAGUUAAAUUGAAUAUGCCGCAUAUCGCAGUUUAUGACUUGCAUAUCAGGCAGAGUUUUACGGUUUGCCUCACUGACUGAGGCAGUUUCUGCCAUCUUUCUAGGACUGGAGCAUUUGGUUUUUUGAUAUUUAUCAAGUUACAAUGCAGAAGUGUUUGAUGUGUGAUAUUGUAAACACCGUUUGAUAUAAAAAGAUUUUUUUUUGGUUGUAGCCAUCAUCCUUGAAUUGUAUGAAAUCAGUAACACAUGGUUAAACAACUUUAUAACCCAAUUCGAAGUAGAAAUAAGAUGAUUUAUUUCAUUGUGAA
Molecule: messenger RNA, 1291 nt
Organism: Cajanus cajan (pigeon pea)
Lineage: Eukaryota; Viridiplantae; Streptophyta; Magnoliopsida; Fabales; Fabaceae
Source: RefSeq, a predicted model, not a curated record